Peromyscus californicus insignis is the source of this 414-nucleotide messenger RNA. Its product is annotated as keratin-associated protein 6-2. Gene Ontology annotation, biological process: hair follicle development. The transcript has a single exon. Lineage: Eukaryota; Metazoa; Chordata; Mammalia; Rodentia; Cricetidae. The record is from RefSeq and is a predicted model, not a curated record. Bases 1 to 414 code for a protein of 137 amino acids.
AUGUGUUGUAACUACUACGGCAGCUCCUGUGGCUCUGGCUCUGGCUACGGCUGUGGAUAUGGCUCUGGCUAUGGCUGUGGAUACGGCUCUGGCUAUGGCUGUGGAUAUGGCUCUGGCUAUGGCUGUGGAUACGGCUCUGGCUAUGGAAGUGGCUGUGGAUAUGGCUCUGGCUAUGGAAGUGGCUGUGGAUAUGGCUCUGGCUAUGACUGUGGAUAUGGCUCUGGUUAUGGCUGUGGCUAUGGCUCUGGCUAUGGCUGUGGCUCUGGCUCUGGCUAUGGCUGUGGAUAUGGCUCUGGCUAUGGCUGUGGAUAUGGCUCUGGCUAUGGAAGUGGCUGUGGAUAUGGCUCCUACUACAGGUCCGGCUGUUGUGGCUCUGGACCAUCUUGCUACAGAAGAUGCUAUUCUUGCUGCUAG